ACAAAUUCUUCUCUGAUUGCUAGUCGUCAUUUGAGCUUGUCAUUCUGGGAAUCGGCGUUAACCUUAUAGUAAUUGUUACUGUUGGUUUAUAAACGAUGACUAGUGUACAAGCUGAAGAGACACCUGCCUCUAAUACUACAAAUACCGCUUCAGCUGACAAAGGCAAGCCAGCUGUUCAUAAAACAGAUUAUGAAAAAGAUGUUGUUUAUCUCUACCAGUUUUCCCGAUGCCCGACAUUGCCAUCGGCGUCUCCAUUCUGCCUCAAAGUUGAAACAUGGCUGAGAAUGACCGAAGUCAGAUACGAGAAUGUGGAUCAUAAAAUGAAAUAUAAAUCAAAGAAAGGACAGCUGCCAUUUGUUGAAAUAAAUGGUGUUGAAAUUGCCGACUCUGAUAUUAUUAUAAAGGAGCUGAGUCAGAUUUUUGGUAAAGAUUUGGAUGAAAAUUUGACAUUAGAUCAGAAAAAUGUUAGUCAUGCUUUCGUAUCGAUGCUCAAUAAUCAUACUAGUUGGGUGAUGCGCUGGUGGCGUUAUAGUCACCCUGGAGAAUUUCUGAAAGCAGCUCAGUUGGAUAUUAAGCGAACCUUGAACUCAAAACUACCGAAAGGACUCUUACAUUUCUUCUUUAAGCUGGGAUUUAAAAGUAAUAUAAAGCGUGCUGUUGGUCAUGGUGUUGGCCGUCAUAACUCUGAUGAAAUAUAUGAAUUUGGUAAGAAGGACUUGAAAGCUUUAAGUGAAUACUUAGCUGAAAAGCCAUAUUUCUUUGGAGAGGAGCCCCAUCUACUUGACUGUGUGGCAUUUUCACAUCUCUGCCAAUUUGUGUACAUCCCUUUUGGUGGUUUGAAAGAAUACCUGGAGUCAGACUGUACAAACCUCUUGUCCUUUGUUGAACGCAUGAAGGAAAGGUAUUGGCCUGACUGGGAAGAAAUGUGCAAGACUCUGGAAUUAAAUACCCACCUCCCGAAGAAAGUUGAGGAACCUCCAAAGGAAGAAGGUGAGAAGAAAGAGAGUAAAGAGGCCGAAGAACCCGCCGAGGAGAAAAAUGAGAAAGAGGAUAAGGCUGAGAAAUUGGAUGAAAAAAUUGAAACCAAGGAAGAAGAAGCUUCUGAAAAGCCAAAAGAGGACAGUAAUGAAACAAAAGAGUGAAGCUUGUAAUUAUGUGGAUAAUUUUAAUAGGAAUGAGAAGUGAUUUUCUCCCAUUCAGUCAAAGCUUUAAGUGGAUCAGUGUUGUGUCAUUGUGCUUGUUCUACUGCAGCUGUUCUUUUGUUGUAGCUCAAGUAUCCUUAAAUUUCAUUCCAUUUUUACAAUUUUAAUGAAUUUUCCUCUUCAUUUUUGAUGUAUUUUAUUAACAGACUUGGCGAGCUCAACGUUAGUGACUCUGCGCACACGCGUCUGAAGUCUUCGGCAGCUCUGGGUGUUGCUCAAAUUUUUAAUGUUAGGAAUUUUUAUUCCUGUCAUUUGUAUUUGUUACACUAGUCUUAUACUUCGGUGAAACUGCAUUUAUGCAUGAAUGCAUUUUUUGCUUUUUUAAUUGCAGUAUUUCUGUACCUACUUAAGGAUUAAAGCUUUAUCUUAUGAUUUUUAUGUGCCCCUAUUGGGCUUUUACAUUUUUCGUUUAUAACAUAUACAUACCAAAUGAUUUUUUUUUUAUUAUUAUUUUAAACUAAAACAGUAGUAUUUUGAGUGAUAUUUUUAAUCAAUGUCAUACUUUUUAUCUGUGUAUCAUACAUUUUAAUCGGCCCACUGUUUAACAUGGGCCACCAAGAAAAAUUUUGUUCAAAUGGAUUGUAAUAUGUACAAGAUUUCAUAAAUUUUAAUGCUGAUUAUACCUUUUGCUGUGCAUAUUUGUCAAGCUUUUUGCACUAAGUCUGUGACCUGUCUUGUGUAUAUCCCAAGAAUCAUUUUUAAAUUAUGUAUACCUUUGUACUGUGUAUUACUGUUAAUAAACAAAGCUUUACUGUGUA
Molecule: messenger RNA, 1960 nt
Organism: Stegodyphus dumicola
Lineage: Eukaryota; Metazoa; Arthropoda; Arachnida; Araneae; Eresidae
Gene: fax
Product: failed axon connections
Cellular component (GO): cytoplasm
Source: RefSeq, a predicted model, not a curated record